Messenger RNA from Castor canadensis (American beaver), 4549 nucleotides. RefSeq names its product tenascin N (gene Tnn). The record is from RefSeq and is a predicted model, not a curated record. Gene Ontology annotation, biological process: regulation of cell adhesion. Gene Ontology annotation, molecular function: protein binding. Gene Ontology annotation, cellular component: perisynaptic extracellular matrix. Lineage: Eukaryota; Metazoa; Chordata; Mammalia; Rodentia; Castoridae.
GGCCCAGCUCACAGAAGGCAGGAGGGUUGAAAGUGGUGCCCAGCAGCCUUCCAGGUCUCCUGGAGUGUCUGAUCCCAGUCUCUCUAAGGAUGGGUCUCCAGGGGAUGCUUGGUUUUCCCCUGGUGCUCCUGCUUGGCCCUGUGCUGCUGGUGGCUUCAGCCCCAGCCACUCCGGAGCCUCAUGGUUGCAGCAACAAGGAGCAACAGGUCACCGUGAGCCACACCUACAAGAUUGAUGUGCCAAAAUCUGCCCUGGUCCAGGUGGAGGCUGAUCCGCAGUCCCUCAGCGAUGAUGGGACUUCGCUCUUAGCCUUGGGGGAGGCUGGGGAGGAGCAGAACUUCAUUUUCAGGCACAACAUCCGCCUUCAGACGCCACAAGACUGCGACUUGGCAGACAGUGUCCGGGAUCUCCUGGCCCGGGUAAAGAAGCUGGAGGAAGAGAUGGAAGAGAUGAAGGAGCAGUGUAGUGCCCAGCGCUGCUGCCAAGGAGCUGCUGAUCUGGGUCGUCACUGCAGCGGCCAUGGGACCUUUCUCCCUGAGACCUGCAGCUGCCACUGCGAGCAGGGCUGGGAGGGCGCAGACUGCGAGCAGCCCACCUGUCCCGGGGCAUGCAGUGGUCACGGGCGUUGCGUGGACGGGCGCUGUCUGUGCGACGAGCCCUACGUGGGGGCCGACUGCGCCUACCCGUCCUGUCCCCAGGACUGCAGUGGACACGGCGUGUGCGUGCAAGGUGUCUGCCAGUGCCACGACGACUUCACGUCGGAGGACUGCAGCGAGCUGCGCUGCCCUGGCGACUGCAGCGGGCAUGGCUUCUGCGACACCGGGGAGUGUUACUGCGAGCUGGGUUUCACCGGCCCGGACUGCUCACAGGUGGUGACACCUCAGGGCCUGCAGCUGCUCAAGAGCACAGAGAAUUCCCUGCUGGUGAACUGGGAGCCCUCCAGUGAUGUGGACCACUACCUGCUAAGCUACUAUCCCCUGGGGAAGGAACUGUCUACCAAGCAGAUCCAAGUGCCCAAGGAGCAGCACAGCUAUGAGAUUCCUGGCUUACUGCCUGGUACCAAGUAUAUAGUCACUCUGCGCAAUGUGAAGAAAGACAUUUUCAGCAGCCCACAGCACCUCCUUGCCACCACAGAUCUUGCUGUGGUAGGCACUGCCUGGGUGACAGAAGAGACUGAGACUUCCCUUGACGUGGAGUGGGAGAACCCCCUGACAGAGGUGGACUACUAUAAGCUGCGGUAUGGCCCCUUGACAGGGAAGGAGGUGGAUGAGGUCACUGUGCCAAAAAGCAGUGACCCCAAGAGUCGAUAUGAUAUCACUGGUCUGAAGCCUGGGACAGAAUAUAAGAUCACAGUUGUCCCCAUGAGAGGAGAUCUGGAAGGCAAACCGAUUCUCCUGAAUGGCAGGACAGAAAUUGAUGGUCCAACCAAUGUGGUCACUAAUCAAGUGACUGAAGAUACAGCUGAAGUCUCCUGGGUCCCGGCAAAGGCUGACAUAGACAAGUAUGUGGUGCGUUACAUCUCUCCUGAUGGGGAGACCAAAGAGAGGGCGGUACCCAAGGACCAGAGCAGCACUAUCCUGACCGGCCUGAAGCCAGGAGAGGCAUACGAAGUGUAUGUGUGGGCCGAAAGGGGCAACCAGGGGAGCAAGAAAGCCGACACCAAGGCCCUAACAGAAAUCGAUAGCCCAGCAAACCUGGUGACUGACCGGGUAACAGAGAACUCGGUCACUGUGUCCUGGGAUUCAGUGGAGGCCGACAUUGACAUGUAUGUGGUGAGCUACAGCUCUGUUGAUGGAGUGACCAGGGACGUUCCGGUGGGAAAGGACAAGAGCAGCACUGUCCUGACAGGACUGAAGCCAGGUGUGGAGUACAAAGUCUAUGUAUGGGCCAAGAAAGGAGACCGAGAGAGCAAGAAGGCAAACACCAAGGCCCCCACAGACAUUGACAGUCCCAAAAACUUAGUGACUGACUGGGUGACAGAGAAUACAGUCGCUGUCUCCUGGGACCCUGUGCAGGCCAACAUUGACAGGUAUGUGGUGAGCUAUACUUCUGCUGAUGGAGAGAUCAGGGAGGUUCCAGUGGAGAAGCAGAAGAGCAGCACCGUCCUGACGGGCCUGAAGCCAGGCAUGGAGUACAAGGUCCAUGUGUGGGCCCAGAAGGGGACCCAGGAGAGUAGGAAGGCUGAUACCAAGUCUCUCACAGACAUUGACAGCCCUAAAAACCUAGUGGCUGACCAGGUGACAGAGAACACUGUCACUGUCUCUUGGGAUCCAGUGGAGGCUGAUAUUGACAGGUAUGUGGUACGUUACAACUCUGUCGACGGAGAGACCAGGGAAUUUCUGGUUGGGAAAGAUCAGAGCAGCACCAUCUUGACAGGCAUGAGGCCAGGUGUGGACUACACGAUUGAUUUGUGGGCCCAGAAGGGGACCCAAGAGAGCAGGAAAGUCAACACCAAGGCCCCCACAGACCUUGAUGGCCCCAAAAACCUGGUGACUGACCAGGUGACAGAGAACACUGCCAUAGUCUCCUGGGACCCAGUGGAGGCUGACAUUGACAGGUAUGUGAUGCGUUACACCUCUACUGAUGGAGAGACCAUGGAGGUUCCAGUGGGGAAAGAAAAGAGCAGCACCAUCCUCACAGGCCUGAGACCAGGCAUGGAGUACAAGUUUGAUGUAUGGGCCCAGAAAGGGACCCAGGAGAGCAAGAAGGCCAGCACCAAGGCCCCCACAGACAUUGAUAGCCCCAAAAACCUAGUGACUGUCCAGGUGACAGAGAACACUGCCACUGUCUCCUGGGACCCAGUGGAAGCUGACAUUGACAGGUACAUUCUACACUACUCUUCUGCUGAUGGAGAGACUAGGGAAUUUCUGAUUGGAAAGGAGCAGAAGAACACCAUCCUCACUGGCCUGAGACCAGGUGUGGAGUACAAGGUUGACGUGUGGGCCCAGAAGGGUGCCCGGGAGAGCAAGAAGGCCAGCACCAAGGCUCUCACAGACAUUGACAGCCCAAAAAAUCUGGUGACCAACCAAGUGACAGAGAACACGGCCACCAUCUCCUGGGACCCAGUGCAGGCCAACAUUGACAGGUACAUGGUGAGCUAUACCUCUGCCGAUGGAGAGACUAGAGAGAUUCCAGUGAGGAAGGAGAAGAGCAGCACUGUCCUGACUGGCCUGAGGCCAGGUGUGGAGUACACAGUUCACGUGUGGGCCCAGAAAGGGUCCCGGGAAAGCAAGAAGGCUGACACCAAGGCCCCCACAGAAAUUGACAGCCCUAAAAACUUGGUGACCAACCGGGUAACAGAGACUACAGCCACCAUCUCCUGGGACCCAGUGCGAGCCAACAUUGACAGGUACAUGGUGAGCUACAGCUCUGCUGAUGGAGAGACCAAGGAGGCUCCUGUGGCAAAGGAUCAGAGCAGCACUGUCCUGAUGGGCCUGAGGCCAGGUGUGGAGUACACAGUCCACGUGUGGGCCCAGAAAGGAAUCCGGGAGAGCAAGAAGGCUGACACCAAGGCCCUGACAGAAAUCGACCCUCCCAAAAACUUUCGUCCAUUUGGUGUGACACAUUCCAGUGGUGUAUUGACCUGGAUGCCCCCCUCUGCUCAGAUUGAUGGCUACAUUCUCACCUACCAGUUCCCAAAUGGCACAGUGAAGGAGGUGCGGCUCCAAAGAGGAGAGCAGAGGUUUGAGUUGCAGGGCCUGGAGCAGGGUGUCACCUAUCCUGUCUCAUUAGUUGCCUUUAAGAGUGAUCGCCAAAGCAGAACUGUAUCCACCACCCUCUCUACAGUUGAUGCUCGUUUCCCACACCCCUCGGACUGCAGUCAGGUUCAGCAGAACAGCAACGCUGCCAGUGGCCUCUACACAAUCUACCUGAAUGGUGACGUCAGCCGGCCCAUGCAGGUGUACUGUGACAUGGACACGGAUGGAGGUGGCUGGAUUGUCUUCCAGAGACGGAACACUGGGCAGCUGGAUUUCUUCAAGCGUUGGUGGAGCUAUGUGGAAGGCUUUGGGGACCCCAUGAAGGAGUUCUGGCUUGGACUUGAUAAGCUACACAAUCUCACCACUGGCACUCCUACCCAGUAUGAGGUGAGGGCGGACUUACAGACUGCCAAUGAAUCUGCCUACGCCGUAUAUGAUUUCUUCCAGGUGGCCUCCAGCAAGGAGCGAUAUAAGUUGACAGUUGGGAAAUACAGAGGCACAGCAGGGGACGCUCUAACUUACCACAAUGGACGGAAGUUCACAACUUUUGACCGAGACAACGAUAUCGCUCUCAGCAACUGUGCUCUGACACAUCAUGGUGGCUGGUGGUAUAAGAACUGCCACUUGGCCAACCCCAAUGGCAAAUAUGGGGAAACUAAGCAUAGUGAGGGGGUAAAUUGGAAGCCAUGGAAAGGACAUGAAUUCUCCAUUCCUUACGUGGAGCUGAAAAUCCGCCCACAUGGGUACAGCAGAGAGCAGUUCUCUGGCAGGAAGAAGCGGUCAUUAGGAGGAAAGACAAGAACAUUCUGAAGGCCCAUUUGAGCAAUCUUUGCAGGAGACAAAACCAGUGG